AAUUAACAUGCAUGUAUAAAUAAUAUAAAAAGGGUUUAAACUAUAAAAACAAACAUUUCGAUCAGUCCACCCUCAAUGAAGUAAUUGCACAUGCGUAGACCCAAGACAGCGCUUCUACUACGUCACUUCCUACGCGCGUAGGAUAAUGCUAAUAGCAGUUAGCAAAACAACAGACCAUCGAGAAGAGUCUCGCGAUUAAUGUCCACUCCGUUAAACACCGCUCUUCUCUACUGUAUGGAUGUUCUUUUGUAAGGUGCUGUGUCAUUAUAUCCAAACAACCGCGCGGCUAAGCGGCUGCUUAGUUGUUGACAUUGAUAAGGGAUGGUAAUUGUGUCGGCGCCCUCAAGGCGGACUUGGCUAACCCAACUUUUUCUUUGUCCGCGGAAGUUUUCCUCUGAUAUGCUUUUAAGCCUCCAGCUCGCUGAGCCUCGGCGUUAAGCCGGACUCCUGAGUUCGGGACCCGGUUAGGAUGAAGCUGCAGUGUGACGUGGAGGUGGUGAAUCGGCUGCUUCCCUCGUAUGGGAUGAAAAGUCGGGGUAAGGGGGCGAGAGCGGUGGUCUCCAUCGGGAAACACUUGGACAAGUCCAGCCAUCGCAGUAUUAUUUACAUGAUGAUCUGCACAGCCAAAGACAGGACAGGAGCUAAGUAUAAGCUAAAGGACAACAUCGAGAAGUUCUUUUCUUGGUUUGUGGAGGAAGGAAAGGCGACUGUAAGGCUAAAGGAACCAGCUGUUGACAUCUGUUUGAGCAAGGCUGAUGCGAACAGCUUGAAGAGCUUCCUCGCAGCAGCGCGUUUGGCAGACCGAGGGAGCGACUCCAGCAGCCUUCCUCUGUCCACGCUCACACCUGUUCGUGCCAGGGAUGUGGAGCAGCUAAAGAAGAAGCUCACCAUCAUGUCCAAGAAAGAUUACCCCCUCACCUCCAACUUUCCUUACUCCCUGGAGCAGCUGCAGGUCUCGUACUGCAAGCUGUCACGGGUGGACAUGCGCAUGCUGUCCCUUAAAGCACUGUGCAAGCUGGAUCUGAGCAACAAUCACAUCAAGAAACUCCCGGCGACCAUCGGCGACCUUGGCUGCCUCUCUGAACUCGUCCUUCAUAACAACCACCUGGAGGCCUUCAGUCAAGCCCUCUGCUUGUCAACGCUGCAGCGGACCCUCCGGGUCCUGGACAUCAGCCAGAACCGACUGCAGUCCCUGCCUGCACAGUUUUGCCAACUCAGAGAGCUAGUCAACCUGAAGCUUGACGACAACAAGCUUGUUUGUUUGCCAUUUCACGUCGGCCGACUCUCCAAGCUGAGGUUUCUGUCCGCUGCACAUAACCAGCUUACGGUUCUACCUUGUGACUUCCGUAAGCUGAGUCUGGAGAACCUGGACCUGUUUGGAAAUCCUUUUAUUCAUCCCAACCCUCUGGACCACGCAAUGCAACUUAAGUUUCCCCUCCCGCUUCAAGAGAUAGCCUCUAGAGCUGUGGCUGAUCUCAGGAUUCCAUACGGACCUCACCUCAUUCCUGCUCCCUUGUGUCAGGACCUCGAAGUAGCCAAGGCAUGUCAGUGUGGACGCAUCUGCAUCAACUUCUACAUCAAGACGGCAGUGAGCAUGAACCUGCACCAGGUCUCCCACACAGUGGUGCUGGUAGAUGACAUGGGCGGCACAGACGCGCCCGUGCAGCAGCACUUCUGCUCCCUCUCCUGCUACUCUGAAUUCUUAGAUAAUGCUCUGCAGCGAGGCGUGUGAUGAGGCGUGCAGGUUUUUGGCCUAAAACGUUUAUUGUGAUGUGAGAUGAUGACAAGAAGAGAGUGCUGAAUUUGGCAGCCCGGCGGUUUCCUGGUGGGAGGCUUUUAAUACCAGGAGAGUUUGGACUUUAUUUUGUUUUAAGAGUGCUUCCAGCAGCUGCUUUCACAUUUACAUUAAACAAACUUCACUUAGAACCUGCUCCAUUUGCACUAGACUGACUAUAUUCAGUCACACACAGAUUCUGGUCUGCUGUUCACAUUUUGUAUGUUCUCCCUUCAUUUUAGAGCAAACUACAGGUUCUAAUUACCCACACUUCUUAUGCAAGGGGACACAUGUAAAGACACCUCUUCUGUACACAGUACCUCAGGCUUCGUGUUGCUAAAAGGAUUUUUUUGUUACUGUUCUGAAGAUCCUUAUUUUUAAAAAAAAACAUGAAAAAAAUAAAAAAUUUUGUGUUAUGUGUUCA
Messenger RNA from Nothobranchius furzeri (turquoise killifish), 2198 nucleotides. RefSeq names its product leucine rich repeat protein 1 (gene lrr1). Lineage: Eukaryota; Metazoa; Chordata; Actinopteri; Cyprinodontiformes; Nothobranchiidae. Gene Ontology annotation, molecular function: protein binding. The record is from RefSeq and is a predicted model, not a curated record.